Drosophila serrata is the source of this 2541-nucleotide messenger RNA. Its product is annotated as solute carrier family 35 member H1. Lineage: Eukaryota; Metazoa; Arthropoda; Insecta; Diptera; Drosophilidae. The record is from RefSeq and is a predicted model, not a curated record.
AAUAUAAAAAUGUGAAAAUAAAAGCCAAGGAAUACCAAAAUAAAAAAAGUUAUUUGUAAUACAAAACCAUUAAACUCCUACAAACUUUACUUUGCGGCAUUUAGUCAUUAAAAAUGUAAUUUAUUUAAAAUUUAAAACGAAUUAAAAGCAAAUAGCGCAAUGCCUAUCGAUAUAUCGAUAACAGCCAGCUGGCGAUGACCCACCUGCCAUCUGAGCUGUGCUCUGCCUCCCCCGCAAGCCAAAACUAGCCAGAAACUAACCAAGAAAUCUGCACUGGUUGUGUAUAAACAGUUGGAUAAAGAAGAAAACAAAAGUUUUUUUUUGGUAAAAUGGAAAGCGUAAAAACCCAUUUCCAAUAUUAAACAAACGCCAACGAAUCAGACAACGCAGAUAUCAAGAAAUAGCAGGAGAUAAGGGGUGGGAGCAGGGCGGAAAACGACAACAUAUGGAUGUCGGCCGCGAAACGUAAACUCCGAGAUAACGAAAGAAGUGACACGAUACCAACCGAUAAUGGUGGCGGCAAAGUACGAGCGCCUGAGUGCCAACGACGGCGACAAUAGCGGCGGCGUCAGCGGAGCAGCGGCGGGAAACCAUCAUCAUGGUAACAGCGCCACCUCGGAAGACGAGGAGAUCGAGCUCGAUUUGGGCCAGCACAAGAUAGGGCCAAACAAUGGCAACCAGACGCAUCGGACGCAACGGCAGAGCAACUUUAAAUACGCCGUCAGCAAGGCGGAUUCAUCAGCAGGAGUGGAGGGCGGCGAUACCACGCUGGCACGACAGGAGAAUAUGAUGAUGCAAAUGGCCGUGGGCACGCUGGCCAUUAUCCUGCUCUAUCUCACCUUGUCCAUCUCGCUGACCUUCUACCAGACGGACAUCAACCGGCAGAUGCCCUUCCCCCUGGCCAUUGUCACGUACCAUCUGGUGUUGAAAUUCCUGCUUGCAGCUUUGGCCCGUCGGAUAUACAAGCUGCGUGUGGGCAGGUCCCGUGUCCAACUGGACUGGCGAGUGGCGCUGCGCAAGAUGGCUCCGACUGGUGUGGCCAGUGCCAUAGAUAUUGGCUUCUCCAACUGGGGGCUAGCUCUGGUGCCCAUCUCGCUGUACACUAUGACCAAGUCCUCGACCAUUGUGUUUAUCCUGCUGUUUGCCAUUGCCCUGGGACUGGAGAAGAAGAGCUGGUAUCUGGUUUCGAUUGUGGGCCUGAUAGGCACUGGCCUGGUGAUGUUCACCUACAAGUCCACGCAGUUCAACGCCCUGGGCUUCUUCUUCAUCCUCUUCGCAUCGCUGAGCAGCGGCCUGCGCUGGAGUUUCGCCCAGUUCAUUAUGCAGAAAUCUAAGUUAGGAUUGCACAAUCCCAUCGACAUGAUCUACUACAUGCAGCCGUGGAUGAUUGCCUCGCUGGUGCCGCUGGUUCUAGGAAUCGAAGGUGUCAAGCUGGUGAAGGUUCUAGAGGAUAUGCACAAUUACACCUCGAAUGAGAUCACCUGGGCUAUUGCCAGGAUCACGUUUGGUGCUCUGCUGGCCUUUCUCAUGGAGUUCAGCGAGUUUCUGGUGCUGUGCAAGACCUCCAGCCUUACCCUCUCGAUAGCCGGUAUCUUCAAGGACAUCUGUCAGCUGGCCUUGGCCGUAACUCUGAAAAAGGAUAAACUGAGUCUGAUCAAUGUGAUCGGGCUGGUGGUCUGCCUGGCGGGCAUCAUGUGCCACCUGCUGCACAAGUACUCCAGCAUGAAGGAGGCGCAGAAACAGCAAAAGGCCUUGGCGUUUGACAACGACAACGAGGAAUCCUCCAGCGAAUACAAAUUCAACGCGAGCGGCGAUGUGGCUGCUGGCGGUGCCGCCGUCGGUGUCCAUGUCAGCAAGUCGCACUCGACGCUUACGGUGCCGUUGCUGGAGCAGACCGAUUCGGAGGACGAAUCGGGCAAUGAUCCCAGCAACAGCAAACAAAAUGCCUCCGAUGUGAUUUUCGAUGUGCUGAAAAGGCGGGAUAUGCAGCGAUGAAAGCGGCUGCAGUGCUGCCAGCCACUUGUACAGAUGUCCAGCCACCUGGACGCCGUUGUCCUGUAAAUGUUGUAAAUUCCAACGACUCCUUCCUUCUACUUAACCCCCCAAACAUAACUCUACUUACGACACUGGGAUAGCCAAGCAGGUUUAAGUUAGUUAGUUUGAAAUUUUUAAAUUAUAAUUAUUUCAACACAGAUCUUUUCAAAGGAUUAGCGAAAAGCAGUGCGUGCUUGUUUGCGUGUGUGCUAUCCUGGUUGAAAUAAUUCCCUGAUGAUGACAAGUCAGCAUGGAGAUGUUGAAGUAAACUUUGGGCAACAUUGCUGAAUGCUUUUGCAUUUAUUUAAUACAAAAAACUUUAGCUAUCUUUAAGAGCUUUUUAUGAGCAUGUUUCAAAUCAAUUCCCUUUGCCUAAAGUGAACUACUUCAUCUCCCACGAAAAUAUAUAUCUCGCUUUUUUAAUAUUCCGAAAAUUAACCCUCCUAUAUUUUUUAGAAACCUGUGUAAAAAUAACAAAUAAGAUGACAGCCUUAAAGAUCCUUUCAA